Molecule: messenger RNA, 580 nt
Organism: Oxyura jamaicensis (ruddy duck)
Lineage: Eukaryota; Metazoa; Chordata; Aves; Anseriformes; Anatidae
Gene: NDUFB1
Product: NADH:ubiquinone oxidoreductase subunit B1
Exons: 3
Coding region: 136-312 (58 amino acids)
Cellular component (GO): mitochondrion
Source: RefSeq, a predicted model, not a curated record
CGGGCCGAUGAUGGGGGAGGAAGGAGGCUCCCCCCACUCCCCGUGCUGCCGGUGGGCUCUCCCGGCCUGCUCGCGCCGCCCGUUGCCCUUGGUACGGCCGCUGCGUGGGGCCCGGCGGCGGCGAGGAGCGCAGCCAUGGUGAAUUUUGCCCAAGUUGUGCGUGAUCACUGGGUUCACAUCCUCGUUCCCUUAGGAUUUGUGAUUGGAUGCUAUUUGGACAGAAUGAACGAUGAAAAACUGUCAACCUUCCGAAACAAGAGCUUAUUAUAUAGAAGAGAGUUGAAGCCUGGUGAAGAAACAACAUGGAAAUAAAGACUGUUGAUGAAAUGAGGAAUAUUUUCACUUGAUUAAUUAUAUGGAGCAUUCAAAGAAUACAAUUACGGUUUUCAUCUUAAGACUAAUAUAAAGCUACAGAAAAGAACACCUGCAAUCCAUCACUACUAGUUUAAUUUCCAGUCAUACUUUUUGGAAGAUGAUUUAAUUAUAUGACUAAUUUGCAUCCAGGAAGUCUGUAACUGUUGAGAAACUUUUGUCCCUGUAAGUCAUGCUCUGGAAAAAGAGGAUGUAAUAAAGAAAGAAA